Trichoderma gamsii is the source of this 975-nucleotide messenger RNA. RefSeq lists its product as hypothetical. The coding region runs from base 1 to 975 and encodes 324 amino acids. Lineage: Eukaryota; Fungi; Ascomycota; Sordariomycetes; Hypocreales; Hypocreaceae. The transcript has a single exon. The record is from RefSeq and is a predicted model, not a curated record.
AUGGGCGACGAUCUCGAAGAGUCUGCCAGCGCACCACUUACCACGUCUCAAGAGCGCGUUCUCGCUUUCGUACAAGAGUUCCUACUGCGGAGAGCGGGACAAGAACAUCCAUUUCCCACGGCAAGCCUCAAGGACCCCUCUGUAGUGGCCGAUUAUUUGGCCAUGAAACGUCUAAUCGAUGAAGGACUUUUGACGGUGCCUCCCGAUACAACUAUACGUCCUGGACGUAAUGGGCGCUGGAUAGGCUUCCGAGUACCCUCCUAUCCGUUCACUCAUAUGUCUUAUCCCCGCGAUCUUUAUAUUUCUGACUCGGGAUUGACUGAUCGCUAUGCAUUCACCGGCACCAAUACAAGCUCGGCCAGCAGCAUCGAAGAACUCUGGCCUAGAAGCACAAAAGACGACGAGGAAUGGGCCUUGGAAUGCCGAGUUUAUGAGGUAAUGGAAGCCAGACCAUACACUGCUCAUCCUGUGUGGAACUCGGUCGCAAAAAGAGGACGCAUGAAAAUUCCAGGGUUGGAAGCGAUAGUGGAAGAAGCGGGCAAAAUCGAAGAGGCUGAUUUCGAGACAUUCGAGGAAUCUCUCUUGCAUUGUGACUCGGAUACAAGGCCAGGAUCGGCACCAUUAGAGGAUUUGCCCUUCCAAACGGUUUUCUACAAGCUCUUGUCGGCACUACACAGACUCUGCGGAGAGAUGGAACAUGAGACCUUAUUCUCAAACAUGACGGAUGUACGGUCCCUAGUCCAGAAAAGGGCUCUCGAAGGAGUCUCGUCGCUACGAGAUGCCGAAAACGCACACACCUUCAUCCACUUCAUUGACAAGAUACACUUCUGCAUGGUGGCUCCGGAGAUCCCUAGAUGCGUGACUAUACUAGUGCAGAAACACACUGAAGACCUGCGAGAGCUACUUCGUUCACGACAAUUGGCCCCAAAGCUGAAGACACUCUUGAACGCCCACGCCAAUCGCCACAAUGAAUAA